GGUUCACUUCCGGCGCGCACUGUAAACAUCCGCUUGGUCCAGGAUCAUCGUGUUUUCCAGCAUCUCCCGCGCGGCAAGUGUUCAUAUUCCAUUGGAAGGCAGUUAUUGGGGACGGAGCAGGGGCACUGCGCCCCCGGGGGGCCGCACAAUGUCGGACACAUGGAGCUCUAUACAGGCUCACAAGAAGCAGCUGGAUUAUCUGCGGGAGAGGCUGCAGCGGAGGAGGAAAGAUGUCACCUCUCAGCUGGCCCUGGAUCUGCAGAACCCGGAGGCUCCAUCCUUCCGCAGUGACAGCCCAGUCCCUUCAGGGGCCCCACAGCCGCCUAAAGGAGCAGUGUCCACAGAGGUGACCCCAGACCCGGAGCUGGAGAGGAAGCUGCUGCACCACCUGUCGGACCUGUCACUUGUCCUGCCGGUGGACUCCGUGUGCAUCCAGCAGGCCAUCACCACGCAGGACUUCUCUGUUUCAAGGCAGGCUGUUGAAAGCCUUUUACAGAAAUUUGCUGCUCAAGAGCUGAUUGAAGUGAAAGGCGCUGAGCCUGAAGAUGACGACCGACCCACUAUAGUAACUUUCGCCGACCACUCAAAGCUGUCUGCUAUGAUGGGAGCUGUAACUGAAAGAAAAGCCCCGACCAUUGCACCAGGAACGAAAAAGAGAAAAAUUCAGGAAAGUGAUUCCUCAGCUUCCUCAUCAUCCACGUCUGCCGCAGGUGCAACCAAGGAGAAGAAAGCGUCAGAGCCACCACAAAAGAAAGCGAGGAAACACGCAUCCCAUGUGGACCUGGAAAUCGAGAGCUUGUUGAGUCAGCAGUCCACCAAAGAGCAGCAAAGCAAGAAGGUAAGCCGGGAGAUCCUUGAACUUCUGAACACCAGCACAGCAAAAGAACAGUCUAUUGUGGAGAAGUUCCGCUCUCGUGGGAGGGCUCAGGUCCAGGAGUUUUGUGACUAUGGAACUAAGGAAGAGUGCAUGAAGGCGUCUGGGGUGGACACUCCUUGUAAGAAGCUGCAUUUCAGGCGUAUCAUAAACAUUCACACGGAUGAAUCACUUGGUGACUGCUCUUUUCUCAAUACCUGCUUUCACAUGGACACUUGUAAAUAUGUUCACUAUGAGAUUGAUGCAUACGUGGAGCCUGCAGGAACCACACCAGGAUCUGAGUCUGUUCCAAACCAAGAUAUGCCUUUGGCUAAAGGAGUGGGAGACCCAAGCGUAGGACGCCUGUUUCCUUCACAGUGGAUCCGCUGUGACAUUCGGUACUUGGACAUGAGCAUCUUGGGAAAAUUCUCUGUGGUAAUGGCUGACCCACCAUGGGAUAUUCAUAUGGAGUUGCCUUAUGGAACCUUGACUGAUGAUGAGAUGAGGAAACUUCAGAUCCCAGUACUGCAGGAUGAUGGAUUCCUCUUCCUCUGGGUCACUGGCAGGGCUAUGGAACUAGGUCGGGAAUGCUUGAAGUUGUGGGGAUAUGAGCGAGUGGAUGAAAUAAUUUGGGUGAAAACCAACCAGUUACAGCGAAUUAUUAGAACUGGAAGAACUGGCCAUUGGCUUAAUCAUGGCAAGGAGCACUGUCUGGUUGGUGUGAAGGGGAACCCUCAAGGAUUUAACCGAGGUCUAGACUGUGAUGUUAUUGUGGCUGAGGUCCGUUCUACCAGUCACAAGCCUGAUGAGAUCUAUGGAAUGAUUGAACGUCUUUCUCCGGGCACUCGUAAGAUUGAGCUGUUUGGACGUCCACAUAAUGUGCAGCCAAACUGGAUCACUUUAGGCAAUCAGCUGGAUGGAAUCCACUUGUUAGAUCCAGAUGUGGUAGCUCGAUUUAAGCAACAAUAUCCAGAUGGAGUUAUUUCCAAACCCAAAAAUAUGUGAACACGUCGGCUCUACUAGGAUGAGCGAUGAAUAAGGACUGUUUUUUUAUACUGUUUAGGCCUCGUGGCUGACAUUGGAUUUUGUAUAAAUGGGGGUUUAUGUCAUCACUCCUCUUCAGCAAUGCAUUGACAAAAUAAACCAGAAAUCUGUGAUGUCA
This is a messenger RNA of Bufo gargarizans (Asiatic toad), 2015 nucleotides long. It is a transcript of the gene METTL3, whose product is annotated as methyltransferase 3, N6-adenosine-methyltransferase complex catalytic subunit. The record is from RefSeq and is a predicted model, not a curated record. Gene Ontology annotation, cellular component: nucleus; RNA N6-methyladenosine methyltransferase complex. Gene Ontology annotation, molecular function: mRNA (2'-O-methyladenosine-N6-)-methyltransferase activity; mRNA m(6)A methyltransferase activity. The transcript has 11 exons. Bases 149 to 1858 code for a protein of 569 amino acids. Lineage: Eukaryota; Metazoa; Chordata; Amphibia; Anura; Bufonidae.